AUGAUAUCAAUCCCAGAAUCUACUAGCACCGUCGAUGUUUCCAUCAUGGACACCGGCUGUAAGAUUGGAAACAUUCCAGCCGCAGUCUUCACAGAUCCACAGAUACCUGGUUUCGAAAGAUUUGAAGGCAUCAGCUAUGUGUUUGUCCUCACUUGCACUGACAAAGGGGGCAAGGUCAGACGAGUCCUUUUUGAUCUCGGGGCCCGCAAAGAUUGGGAGAAUAUGGCACCUCAGGUUGUGCAGGGAGUAAAAGCAAUCGAGGGUGCUAUACUUGAGCCUGUGGAGAAUGUGGCAGAUUUAUUGGAACGUGAAGGGAUUGAUAGGGCCAGCAUUGAGGCACUGAUCUGGAGUCACGCGCAUGUCGACCAUGUUGGGGACCCAUCGACCUUCCCCUCUAGCGCAACACUCAUCGUCGGUCCUGGCGUGAAAGACGAGUAUUUCCCCGGAUGGCCAACAAAGCCUGAUGCGCCUGUUCUGGUGACUGAUUUCGCGAAUCGCGAGGUCCGUCAACUCGACUUCUCGGACACAAAACUGUCGAUUGGCGGACUCCCUGCCUUGGACUAUUUUGGUGACGGCAGUUUCUACCUGCUCGAUGCACCUGGCCACGCUUUGGGUCACCUGUGCGGCCUCGCCCGUACAACACCGGACACUUUCAUGUUGUUCACUGGCGACGUGUACCACCACGCGAGCCAGAUUCGACCAUCCGCAUCCGUUCCCCUACCUGAGCAUGUGCAUGUACCCAACCUCAUCCCGAACCCGUUGGCCGCUAAGCAGCUUGCACAAAUUGCUCCUUCAAAGUGCUGCUCUGUACCCUUGCUCCAACCUGGCAAAGUCAACAGCGAUCUGAGCACCGCGAUGCGUACUAUCAGAGCUGUGAGAGACUUUGACGAUCAGGACAACGUCUUUUUAGUUGCUGCGCACGAUCACACUGUUUCAACUGUUAUUGACACAUUUCCUCGGUCAGCAAACCAAUGGAAGCAGAAGGGAUGGAAAGAGCAGGCAAAGUGGCUGUUUCUGAAGGACUUUCAGGAGGCGUUGAAUCUGGUUGCUUGA
Molecule: messenger RNA, 1053 nt
Organism: Boeremia exigua
Lineage: Eukaryota; Fungi; Ascomycota; Dothideomycetes; Pleosporales; Didymellaceae
Product: metallo-beta-lactamase superfamily protein
Exons: 2
Coding region: 1-1053 (350 amino acids)
Source: RefSeq, a predicted model, not a curated record